Molecule: messenger RNA, 2173 nt
Organism: Sphaerulina musiva SO2202
Lineage: Eukaryota; Fungi; Ascomycota; Dothideomycetes; Mycosphaerellales; Mycosphaerellaceae
Product: H+/nucleoside cotransporter
Exons: 2
Coding region: 204-2078 (624 amino acids)
Biological process (GO): nucleoside transmembrane transport
Cellular component (GO): membrane
Molecular function (GO): symporter activity; nucleoside transmembrane transporter activity
Source: RefSeq, a predicted model, not a curated record
GUUCUAGAUACUCGACCGGCCCAUGAUAAGGUCCUCGGUGUCGCAUGGCAGAUACAGAGGGGUCAUGCUCGGGUGGAGUCCAUAUUUAAGACUACCCACCUGACUGUACCGUCCACUGGACUGGGCUCGCGCGCACGGUACGAAUUUCUCGGGAGCACUCAUCUCGUUGCCAAGAGACCUUGCGCACCGCUGCCAUCACCAUCAUGGCGCACGCCUCUCAGGACCCGGCCUUAGAUCCAGCGCACCAGCAUACGCAUGGCCACCUCCACCAUGGCCACAACGCCCACCAGCAGGGCGACGAUGUGCCGGUCUACACCACCGGCACGACCAACGAGCGCAGUACGAUCCCCGAUCCGAGCCCGCAAGAACACGGCAUUAGCCAUGGACCGGCAUAUGGGAGUGAGAAGAAGGGCGACUACAGCGUGGAUAUCGAGCAAGGAAACGUGAUCACACCCGCGAAGUCGAUGGAGGCAUCGGAGGAGUCUCCCAGCAAAAAGCGAUCCUUCUACCGGAGAUACCGUCUCUUCAUUCACUUUGCCAUAUGGCUGUUGGCGACGGGCUGGUGGGUUGCGAGUCUCGUCCUUCACCGCAAUGACAAGAACUGGGUGGUCCCAUUCCUCCUCUGGCUGGCGGUGACCAUUCGCAUUGUCACCUUGCACACGGGAACAUCAUUCGUGACGGUGCCCAUGCAUUGGACAUGGAAUCAAACUGGCGUACGAGUCAACAAUAUGAUUCCAGAGCGGUUCAGACUGUGGGCUGGUGCCGUAGUCACCGCGGCUACUAUCCUCGUGGGCACAUUCGCCAGCGCGGAGACGCCGACAAACUCCCACGAGAACCGCGCAAUCUCACUCUUUGGCAUGGUCGUCCUCAUUGCUGGCUUGUACGCCACGUCGAAGAACAGGAGCAAGAUCAACUGGCAUACCGUCAUCUCGGGCUUCCUGAUCCAAUUCAUCAUCGCGCUGUUUGUCCUGAGAACUGGCGUCGGUUAUGAUAUCUUCAACUUCAUUUCUGGUCUCGCACGAUCGUUGCUCGGGUUUGCUGGUGACGGUUUGGCAUUCUUGACUUCUGCAGACUGGGUUGAUGCCACUCCCUGGUUCCUGGUGACGGUGCUCCCAGCCAUCAUCUUCUUCGUGUCGCUGGUACAGCUGCUCUACUACGUCGGUCUGAUCCAGUGGUUCGUCGGCAAGUUCGCCGUCUUCUUCUUCUGGUCCAUGAGAAUCUCCGGAGCCGAGGCCGUUGUCGCUGCCGCCACGCCUUUCAUUGGACAAGGAGAAUCUGCCAUGUUGAUCAAGCCAUUCGUGCCACAUUUGACCAUGUGCGAGCUGCAUCAAGUCAUGUGCUCUGGAUUCGCCACGAUUGCAGGAUCUGUCUUGGUGGCAUACAUUGGCAUGGGAUUGAACCCACAGGCUCUGAUCUCGUCUUGUGUCAUGUCCAUUCCCGCUUCUCUCGCUGCUUCCAAGAUGCGCUAUCCCGAGGAAGAAGAGUCUCUGACAUCUGGCAAGGUCGUCGUUCCUGACGAUGAUACGCACAAGGCUGCCAAUUCUCUUCAUGCGUUCGCCAACGGAGCCUGGCUCGGUCUGAAGAUCGCUGCGAUGAUCUUGACCACGCUGCUCUGCAUCAUUGCAUUCGUCGCGCUCAUCAACGGUCUUCUCACCUGGUUCGGUCGCUACCUGAACCUGAAUGGCGAAUACGAUCUCACCAUCGAACUGAUCCUCGGAUAUGUCAUGUACCCCGUAGCUUUCUUGCUCGGAGUCCCACGAGGUCCAGAUCUCGUCAAAGUCGGCCGUCUCAUCGGUAUCAAGGUUGUCACUAACGAAUUCGUCGCAUUCACCGCCUUGACCAGCGACGCCAUGUACGCCGACCUCGCCCCCCGUUCCCGACUGAUCGCAACAUAUGCUCUCUGUGGUUUCGGCAACAUUGGAUCGCUGGGCACACAAAUUGGUGUCUUGUCGCAAAUUGCCCCUGGUCGGUCGGGUGAUGUUUCCCGAUUGGCCAUCAGUGCCUUGAUCACGGGUGUCUUGGCGACAUUGUCUUCUGCAUCGAUUGCUGGUUUGGUGAUUCAGCAUGAGCUCGUAUAAGAUACAUACAUGUACCUUGGUGUCAACUGUACCUACCUUGUUGGAUAUCAAUCAUAUAUCAUGUAUUACUUUAUGAAUAUCAUGUAUAGUCACGU